Vicia villosa (hairy vetch) is the source of this 645-nucleotide messenger RNA. RefSeq lists its product as uncharacterized. The transcript has a single exon. The coding region runs from base 1 to 645 and encodes 214 amino acids. Gene Ontology annotation, molecular function: protein binding. NCBI's taxonomy places the organism in Eukaryota, Viridiplantae, Streptophyta, Magnoliopsida, Fabales, Fabaceae. The record is from RefSeq and is a predicted model, not a curated record.
AUGGCUUCAACAGAGGCCAUAAUUCAAUUCGGAAUCUUAACCCUAACCCUAUCAUUACUCUUCCUCAUGAAUUAUCUCCGCAACCACAAAACCCAAUCCAAAACUCGAACCCGCAACAAAAUCCGCCAACCCGAACCAAACCGCCACCUGAACCAAGCCUCCCGCCACCUGAACCGGGCCGGAUCCACCACAAACAAAACCCACCACGCCAAAAACGCUCUCUCAGAAGCCGAUCAAGCCCUCGCCAUAACCCCAAGGGAUCCCUCCGUCCACAUUCUCCGCGCCAGAGCACUCUACCUCAUGAACCACGGCACCUCCGCCAUCAAGUCCAUCGACACCGCUCUCUCUCUUCCGGCCGCGAAGUUUCUUCCCCCGGAACAGCGCGCCGAUGUGCUGGUUUUUAGGGCGGAGAUGAAACUUAGGUUGAAUCGGAAGCGGCGAGUUGAAUCGGCGAUGGAGGAUGUUGAAGAAGCGAUUAGAGUGAGUGGUGAAGAAGGUGAUAACUCGGAAGCGUUGUGUUUGUUGGGGAAAUGUUACGAAUGGAAAGAGAUGAGAGAAGAAGCGAAGAAUGUGUAUCGGAAGGUUCUUGAGGUUGAACCGGAUUCGGUUGAGGCUCGCAUUGGGUUGAAACGGUUAGGCCCGUAG